AUGGCUGCCAUGCCACAUUUUACUGCGUCGUAUGACGACUUUCUUCAAUAUCCAUUGAACCUUCCCUCAGCGCUGAAAUAUGGAACAUAUGCGCUGUCUCAACAUCGUCAACGCUUGUACGAUUGUAAAGACCGACUUUUCGUUUCAGAUAGCUCCAAGACCCAAGCUCAAUUCAGACUGCCAGUCAAGGACAUCUCCUCGACUGGAAGGGUCGAAAAGCUCAACAUCUUUAACGACGGCCAGUUGGAAAGCUUUCUCCGAUGUGGCGACCCUCAAGGAAUGAACAGUGGGCCUUCUUCCAGUGGACAUGUAGCAUCCAAGCAGGAUGAACAAUGCCGAUUUAUUUUUCUAUGGGCAGAGCACACUGUAGGACCACUGAGACUAAGUGCGAUAAUGCUACUUCGACUUCUAAGCUUCUAUCAAGUAAACCCACACUUCUUGGACUUUCUCUACGCCUAUGCAUCGCCGCACGAGCAGGCAUUCCGGUCUUCUUUAGAGACACACAUUGCUUUUGCACAAUGGGCGACUUCGGAGUGGAGAUGGAAUGUUCGGUUCCUUGAGCAAGGGGCUGAGGACUUGACCCUAUCAGCCGCUCUGAUCAAUGAGAAGAGUCAUAUAGAAUCAUUGGAUCCGGGAUCACUCGGGAGCGUCCAAAGGUGGGAGGAGAAAACAAAUGAUACGAUCAUGGCUAUGGAAUCAAAUGCCAAUAUCAUGAAGCUCCUUCAGAGAUUUUACAGAGAUCUCGUCAAAGACGACGAUUUUCCAUCAAAGGCACGCCGUCUCUGUCAGCAGGCAGCGAAAAGUUUCUGCCUGCAACUCGACGAGUUGAUAUGCGAAACCCAAAUGCAAAUCUCCAGAGCCAAAGUGUUGAUCAGGACUGUGGCGGAUCGAAAGACUAUCCUCAUCCAGCACCUUCAAACCCAAAGUGCGCUUAUUUCUUCAAAACUUACGGCGAGUAUGUAUGAUCAAGCCGACCGAAGUGCUGUAGAAGCUAUCGCAGUGCGUAUAGUCACGAUAGUGACUUUAAUCUAUCUUCCGGCGACUUUCUCUAGUACAUUCUUCAGUACCGACGUCGUUAAGUACCAAGAUGGAGAGGUCUUUUCUCAAAUAGCGCUUGACAGAUUUCUCCAAGUGACCCUUCCACUCAUGUUCUUGACCUUUGUUCCUGCAGGAAUCUGGUUCUGUCUGGAGCGACGUAGGCGCGCCAAAAGGUCUCAUGAAACGAAAGGCUACUUCACAGAUUUCUUCUCCCAGGACACGGACAGCUCUACGCAUUAA
Molecule: messenger RNA, 1278 nt
Organism: Colletotrichum siamense
Lineage: Eukaryota; Fungi; Ascomycota; Sordariomycetes; Glomerellales; Glomerellaceae
Exons: 6
Coding region: 1-1278 (425 amino acids)
Source: RefSeq, a predicted model, not a curated record